This is a messenger RNA of Ylistrum balloti, 588 nucleotides long. RefSeq lists its product as uncharacterized. The transcript has a single exon. Bases 1 to 588 code for a protein of 195 amino acids. NCBI's taxonomy places the organism in Eukaryota, Metazoa, Mollusca, Bivalvia, Pectinida, Pectinidae. The record is from RefSeq and is a predicted model, not a curated record.
AUGAAUAUUGCUAUGGGCGGUAAUGGUGAAUGUUUGUGUAUGAAUAUUGCUAUGGGCGCUAAUGGUGAAUGUUUGUGUAUGAAUAUUGCUAUGGGCGGUAAUGGUGAAUGUUUAUGUAUGAAUAUUGCUAUGGGCGGUAAUGGUGAAUAUUUGGCUAUGAAUAUUGCUAUGGGCGGUAAUGGUGAAUGUUUAUGUAUGAAUAUUGCUAUGGGCGGUAAUGGUGAAUGUUUGGUUAUGAAUAUUGCUAUGGGCGGUAAUGGUGAAUGUUUGUGUAUGAAUAUUGCUAUGGGCGGUAAUGGUGAAUGUUUGUGUAUGAAGAUUGCCAUGGGCGGUAAUGGUGAAUGUUUGGUUAUGAAUAUUGCUAUGGGCGGUAAUAGUGAAUGUUUGGUUAUGAAUAUUGCUAUGGGCGGUAAUGGUGAAUGUUUGUGUAUGAAGAUUGCUAUGGGCGGUAAUGGUGAAUGUUUAUGUAUGAAUAUUGCUAUGGGCGGUAAUAGUGAAUGUUUGGUUAUGAAUAUUGCUAUGGGCGGUAAUGGUGAAUGUUUGUGUAUGAAGAUUGCUAUGGGCGGUAAUGGUGAAUGUUUGGGGUAA